AUGAUACGGGCUUUCCCCUCCAGCCGGGUUUCUGUGUACAGCAUACCAGCUCCAUACGACUCUGAGCAGACUGCAGGGCAGGAAAGUCCACAUAUUCGCUACUGCCCAUCCUACCGAGAAGGCUUGUGUCAGAAGUACUGUUUCUUCAAAUGGAUGAGGUUGUGUUUCUGGAGAAGAUGGCUUCUGGGAAUAUUACCUAUAGUUUCAUUAAUAGUUACAGUAAUUGUGCUAGUCCUGCACUAUUCAUUCUCUCCAGCUUUCUCUUUUAUUUAUAUUGGUGGAAGUGUAGAAAUUCCUAAUUUGACUUAUACAAAUGACCUCAAUAAUCCAAAGUCACAGAAAUUCCUCCUGCAAGCAGAAGCAAUCCAAAAUUACUUCGCAGAAACAUAUGGGUCUUCCUCCUUGGGAAAGUACUACUCGAAAUCUGUAGUGGCUGCUUUCAGUGAAGGAGAGUCUGGACUUCGAGCUUACUACUGGAAUACAUUCUGGGCACCACAAAAUAUGAUUGCUUCUCUUAAAAAAUUAACCCCAGUGGAACAAAAAGAAAUCAGUAGUAAACAAGCAGCUCACAUAUUCAGUUCUUCUGGAGUGGAAGAUUUUGAUCUUGUUACAAUGGAGCUUUUUGUUUCAGAUUCCACAGAAUAUGAUAUGAUGCUAAAAUCAGCAGUAUCCUUUGACCUGUAUGCCAAGCCAGGUAACAACAGGACUCUAACUCUGAUGAAUCCCAAAAAGUCUUUUUAUCAAUGGAGGCUGCGAGUUCCUUCUAACUAUGUGGUAAGACUGGUAGUUAUCACUUUGCAUGGUGUCACUCCAGAGAGCUGUGCAUCACACCACUUAUCAGCAUAUGAUUUCCUUCUUCCUCUGCAGAACAAGAUCAUUACAAGAUGGUGUGGACCUGGGGCCUGGACUACUCCUGUUGUACGUUUAACUUCGUCAAGUAAUGUGAUGUUGCUUACCUUCUCACUGGACCGAAGAGAAGAAAGCAACAUAUUAAAAGCUCACUUUCAAGCUGUUCCUAAAACCAUGUGUGGUGGUCAUUAUAUUUCCUGGAACGGGACACUGAGUUCCCCUUAUUACCCAAGUUACUACCCACCAAACAUUGACUGCAGCUGGAUCAUCAGAGCACCAUUGCCUGGCUACAAGCUCUCAUUAAAAAUCCUCAUAAUACAAAUUCAAGAGAAGUCUCCAGGGUCCAGUAAAUGUGAUAAAGACUGGUUAGAAAUUGAUGGCGUUAGAUACUGUAAAGCUCUUUCAGAAAACAACAGAAACAGAGAAUAUGGCUAUUCUGAAAUCAACUUCCAUUCCGACGAACUGGUCACCCACAGAGGGUUUUAUAUUGAAUACAAAGCCUUCAGUCACACAGACCGUUGUAAUCCAGAACAGUUGAACUGUGGUGAUAGGAAGUGUAAGCAUCAGUAUAAGACUUGUAAAGAUGAUGACAGCUGUGGGGAGGACAGUGAUGAAAACAACUGCUCCUACAAAAGUUGCUCCCCUUAUGCAUACAAAUGCCUCAAUGGAAAAUGCUUGCUGAAACCAAAUGCUGAGUGUGAUGGAAAAAGAGACUGUGCAGAUGGAUCUGAUGAAAUGAACUGUGCUUGUGGAAGACACCAGCUUAAUAAAAACAGAAUUGUUGGAGGUGAAGAUGCAAGAUCUGGAAAGUGGCCUUGGCAAGCAAGUUUACGGAUGGGAGCACAUGGCCAUGUAUGUGGUGCAUCUGUUAUUUCCAAUAGGUGGCUCAUAUCUGCUGCCCAUUGCUUCCUGGAUUCUGAUUCUGUGAGAUACUCUGUUCCUUCAGGAUGGAGAGCAUAUAUGGGCUUACAUACUAUUAAUGAAAAGAGCAAUCAUGUAGCUAUGAGAUCAAUCAAAAGGAUUAUUGUCCACCCACAGUAUGAUCAAUCUAUCUCAGACUAUGACAUUGCCCUGUUGGAAAUGGAGAUGCCUAUAUUCUUCAGUGAGCUGGUACAGCCCAUUUGUUUACCCAGCACCUCUAGAGUAUUUGUUUAUGGAACUGUCUGCUAUGUAACUGGCUGGGGAGCCAUAAAGGAAAAUAGUCAUCUUGCCAAAAUACUGCAGGAAGCUCGAGUGAGAAUAAUUAACCAAAGUGUUUGCAACAAGCUGUAUGAUGAUCUUAUCACAUCACGUAUGCUGUGUGCUGGGAAUCUUAAUGGUGGCGUUGAUGCAUGCCAGGGAGAUUCUGGAGGUCCCUUGGCCUGCACAGGAAAAGGAAAUAGAUGGUACCUUGCUGGCAUUGUGAGCUGGGGUGAAGGAUGUGCCCGGCGCAAUCGUCCUGGUGUAUACACUAAGGUGACAGCACUUUAUGACUGGAUUCGUCAGAAUACAAACUGA
This is a messenger RNA of Gymnogyps californianus (California condor), 2346 nucleotides long. RefSeq names its product suppressor of tumorigenicity 14 protein-like. Lineage: Eukaryota; Metazoa; Chordata; Aves; Accipitriformes; Cathartidae. Gene Ontology annotation, biological process: proteolysis. The record is from RefSeq and is a predicted model, not a curated record. Gene Ontology annotation, molecular function: protein binding; serine-type endopeptidase activity.